AUGGGCGAGGAGGCUGAGGGCCCCCCCCCUGAGCGAUUCGUGCAAUGCAAACACAGUGGCAUUGGACUCGGAUUCGGUGUCAGCUUCCUUCAUACCGAUAUCCGGCCAAGAGGCUGUCCCCUGGAGCCCGCGAGAUUGCAUAUACAAAGAGAGCAAAAGCGCAGCGGGCUGGUCAUCACGAAAGUGGACAGCGUUGAAGAUGCGUUGAAGCACUCCAGCAGCUGUGCUCGGCUAGAAGCGCCUGGCUGGGGAGCGUCCGUGUCAACGUCGGCUGAAAUGGCUUCUAGGGUCAAUACGCAGGACACCAGCAUGACCGUCCUGAUAACAUUCAUCUCAGCGACUGAACUUCAUCAGAUAGAUCCAUUCGAGGCACGCCUCUCAGAUGCAACGCUCAAGGUUCUGGCACCGCGUGAUGGAGCCUAUGAUGAAGAAGCCGCGGCCCUUCAACGCUUCACCGAAGAGUUUGGCACACACUAUGUGGCAGCCAAACUGCACGGCAUCAAGCUGGAUGCGAGUGUGAUCGCAAACUGCUCCACUAAAUCUGAGUCAAGCAUCCUCGCCGCUGAGUUUGAAGCUUGGGUGAAGCAGUGGUGGGCGUCAGUAGCUGCUGGUGGCGGGCAUGUGCAGAGACAAGCGCCGCAGGCGAUGCGCAGCAUGACGAUUCAUUGUCAAGCCCAGGGCUUUGCUCCUGGCCCCUGCGGGACACCUGAGGAUCUUCUGAGGCAGCUGCAAGCUGCUGUAGACGAGAGCACCUGCUGCGUCCCCCGGAGGGCCGAGACCGGCUGUCUCCUUGGUAUGGAGGUAUGUCCCUGGAGGGGUCUGCCGUGUGUGCAACACGCAUUCAUGAACUUGAAUGCAAAGCCCACAUACUUUCCGUGUCGCGACAUUGUCGGGUUGGCCCAAGACUUGAUCUUCUACUGCUUGAUGUUCGACGUAAGGAGGCGAAGCAUGGUCUCGGUCGUAUCGGAAGAUCUCACCGAAGCUGUGCACCGACAACUCACAGACCUGGCGGAGGCGCAGGCGCAGAAACAGAGGAGAAGCCUUGAACGGCUGAUGCAAGAACCGCAAGAUGCAGUCGCAUAUCAGAAGCAGUUGAACCACGACAUCUCGGACGUGAUACGCACGAUUACAUCGUGUGAUAAGAUCUUGGCAAAGAACAAGGUUCCGAUUGCCGACUGGAUCCCCAAGCGCUUCGAUGGCUGUGCCACCUCGGCAGUCAGGAAUGCUGCGUUUCAGGAAGAUCCGGCAAGGUCCUGGAGCGCCUGGACGGGUUGCCCCCCUGGAGAUUGGUUCAAAGGCGACGGCUUCUGGCUGAAUAGAAUCGAAGAGGUCGCCCUGGAAGUGGACGACCCCCUCCUGACAGAAGAGGAACGAACGGAGCUUGAGCAGGCCGUGGCCAAGAGCUCGGAGGGAGAGGAGCCGUUUCUGACUUUUUCCAUCUCGGAGCCUCGGCUGGGUUUGGGCGAAAGUUUGAACAUCGCAGCGCUUGGGAUCCGGAAUCUGGCCCGUGUGGGGGACCGGGAAGUGUCCCCUCUGUCGGUGUUGAUGACCACCUUCGACCUGCCAGAUGACGUCGAAUGGCUACAGAAGCAGCUCAAUCUGGGCAGAGACACGCCAGUGACACUGUGUGGGCACCCGUGGCCAGCUAGGGAUCGCCUCUGGGGAGAGCUUCAGGCUGUCUUCGAGGAUGUGGUCCUGCAUUUUCCAGGAUCCCCCCACCUCUCCGGGCACUCGAACACCGCCGACGUCCGGAUACCGGAAGCGAACAUGGAGCCUGUGGAGGGAGGAGGCUACAGCGAGUGUAGCGUGCAUUCCAAGUUGAUGCUCCUGGAGUUUGAGGAUCGGCUUCGGGUUGUCAUAUCCAGCGCAAAUCUGUUGCCCAGGUUUUGGCAGAUGAAUAAUGAGGUGGUGUGGGCGAAGGACUUUCCACGACUGCAACACGAGGGCUUGCACGUUUCGGCACUGCUCAACGUCGGAACUUUUGGUCAGACAUUGUCCCACUGCUUGGCAGAGCUACUCAAGGGCGCUCCCGGACAUCGGCGCAUGCAGUGGCUGUCAACACUGUCGCAUUUUGACUUGGAGUGCAAUGUCCACCUCAUCAUGUCCCGCCCUGGCAUCUACGAGAAGGCGCGCCCGCUGAGCCCUACGCAGAUCGGAUUGAGGCUGUCGCUCAUGGAAGAAAGCCUGGAGAUCAUGAGAUCAGAAGAAACUGAGAGCCUGUUGUCGGCGGCCCGUGGGGAAUUUACCGGUGAGGCUUGGCUUCAGAAACGCGACGAGUGCUGGAUGCUGUGCCUGACGGGCUUACCUCUGGCAUUUCUGAGCCCGGUCUCAUGCAAGGCACUCUCCGCAGCUGAGACUCUGGGGUUCGAUGUAACGGACAGCCUGAACGUGGACCUCUUGGCCACAGACCUACAAUAUCCUGAGCCUGCGCCUUCUUCACCAAGCGAAGAGAUUGCCUGCAAGCUGCCGCUGGUACAAGUUACCUUGGAAAGCCCAGGAGGCCUUUUGCCAGUCAUAGACAGCAACGACAUCCCUGCGACGAGCGGGGUCGCCGAAUUCUUGGCCCACCUGGAGAUCAACUAUGGGCUCAUGGCUCUACGAGCCAGUCUGUCCCACCUUCCCUGGCGCCAGUCGGAAGAACGAAGCUUCGUGGCCCUGAGCUCUUCGGUUAGCCGCCUGGAUGGGGACUGGUUCCGGGCCUUUGAUGAUUGUGUGGGCCGGGCAGCUGGUGAGGGAGACUUGCCAGGACCACGCGUCCUGGUUCCAGCAGAAGGAGGGCUCCGAUUCGAAGUGGCCUCUAUGGGGGAGCCGCGCCUCGUGGCGCACCAGGCCCCUUGGCACUCGCCGGGAAGGGAGAAAGUUCGCAAUCAUGGAAAGCUUAUCGCUCGACUUUGCUGGGAUGAGGCGGAAUCGCAGCCGUACGGAUGGAUCUAUGUGGGCUCCCACAAUCUCACCGUCUCAGCGUGGGGCACCAUCCACAGGUCCGAGACCCGCCCCGACAUACACUGGAGUGGAAACCGGGAGCUGGGCGUCCUUCUUGUGGAGCCGAGGUCCUCGAAGCAGGGGCUGUUUCGCCACACCCCUCUGCCUUUCAGCCUUCCCUUGGAGCCCAUUUCCUUGGAAGGUCGGGAGAUUUGGGGCGAGGACUCAUGGGACUGGAGUUGGCAGAAGGAGGGCUAUGAGACCGAGAACGGCACUUGGGAUGAGAAUGAAGAAGACUGGGAGACAGAGGAGCGAGAGGACUGGAGGCUUCAGACCAAAAACUGGUGGUGGUGGAGCACUUGA
Messenger RNA from Symbiodinium sp. CCMP2592, 3285 nucleotides. NCBI's taxonomy places the organism in Eukaryota, Dinophyceae, Suessiales, Symbiodiniaceae. The record is from the annotation of a GenBank genome assembly.